CUCAGCACAACUUCUAUUCCCCCCCUUUCUUUUUUUUUCAUUCGCUUUUUUGUUGUUUGUUUACACAGAAAACAAGAAUGACACCCGUGUAUCUUGGGCGAAACACUCCAGAGAUCCUCGCACGAGGAUCUACACAGUGCGUGGUACCGUGCUUCUGAAACAGACCCGGCGGGUUGCUACGACCACAAGAGGUUAAUCUCGGCGUACGAGUAGGCAUUUUUUUGCUGAUUCAGCAGAAAUUAACAGAGGACAAAGCAUCCCUUCUAUCACCUCGAAAGACAAGAAAAAGCUUUGGUCCAAACUCCAGCAGCGAUUGCAGCAUUGCCUGCGACUACCGAGCUGAACAAAAAAAAAAAAGGUGUAAAUCCGCUUCGUCUUCCUUUUCAUCUCUACCUCCUUCUGAUGUGGAGGUCAUGGGGGCAGGUUCGAUUUGGGCAUCUUGCUUUUCUUCUCCCGUCGAGGGAGAGGUAGGAGACUGGUGCCUGCCUGGCUUAUAGGAACCUUGUCAGGUUUCACGCUUGGUUAACAAACUGUAGAAACAACUCGAACGACUAUCUACACACAGAUGAAGUCGUGCCAGCCACGGAAGGGAGAGACUAUAAAGGAAGCCAUGUCGCAGGAGGAGGGGUCGAGGACACAUUCUACACAGGCCUACUACCACCAUACCUCUCUAGCAGACAGCGACCUAUCACCAAAGCUCUACAAGCAGGAGGGAGUGUCCAAGCCCUAUUCAGUGCUGGUUGACAACAAGAUGCCUGCCAAAGCACUGGCUCCUGACCUCGAGGCCAGUCCUGCCCCUCUUCAGCAUUACUACAAAGAAGCUUCCGGGACGACUGGAGGGGUAAAGACCAAAAACGACGAGACGUCCGAUGACACAGAGGAAGAAGAAGAAGAAGAAGAGGAGGAGGAGGAGGAGGAGGAGGAGGAGUUCAAGCGAGAACAGAUCAUUGUUGAGGUGAACCUGAACAACCAGACCCUGCAUGUCUCUAAAGGUGACAAGAACAUCCCUGUAGGAGAGGUGAAAAGUGACAGUGAAGAGGAGGAGGAGGAGGAAGAAGAAGAGGAGGAAGAUGAGGAAGAUAGCAUGGAAGAAGAGGAUAGCGCAGAGGAGGACCCCGACGACGACGAUGGAGAGGAAAACGAGACUUUGGGGACAAGAUCCAAGCGGACAAGCACAAAGGGUCACCACGUCGCUGCAGCCCCGGGCUCACUCGGAGUGACCACCAGGGGGCAGAGAAGGAGUGCCGAAGUGCCGCCUCAGAAGCGCAGGUCAGCGCGGGAAGGAAGAAGCUCUGGUCCGUCUGCUUCAGGAGGAGGGAGGGAAGGCGAGGAGCGGGGAACACUGACGUGUGAGAAAUGCCCACGCGUGUUCAACACUCGCUGGUACCUGGAGAAGCACAUGAACGUCACGCACAGGCGCAUGCAGAUCUGUGACAAGUGCGGCAAGAAGUUUGUCCUGGAGAGCGAGCUGGCCCUGCACCAGCAGACCGACUGCGAAAAAAACAUCCAGUGUGUGUCAUGUAAUAAAUCGUUCAAAAAGCUCUGGUCUCUCCACGAGCACAUCAAGAUUGUCCACGGCUAUGCCGAGAAGAAAUUUGCCUGCGAGAUAUGCGAGAAGAAGUUCUACACGAUGGCCCAUGUUCGCAAGCACAUGGUCGCUCACACUAAGGACAUGCCGUUUACAUGUGAAACCUGUGGAAAGUCCUUUAAGCGCAGUAUGUCCCUAAAGGUGCACUCACUUCAGCAUUCAGGAGAGAAGCCUUUUCGUUGUGAGAACUGUGACGAGCGUUUCCAGUAUAAGUAUCAGCUGCGAUCUCACAUGAGCAUCCAUAUCGGACACAAGCAAUUUAUGUGCCAGUGGUGCGGCAAAGACUUCAACAUGAAGCAGUAUUUCGACGAGCAUAUGAAGACGCACACAGGUGAAAAACCAUUCAUCUGUGAGAUCUGUGGGAAGAGUUUCACCAGUCGGCCCAACAUGAAGCGUCACCGCCGCACACACACCGGAGAGAAGCCUUACCCGUGCGAAGUGUGCGGCCAGCGAUUUCGCUUCUCCAACAUGCUCAAGGCGCACCGUGAAAAGUGCUUCCGUGUCACAAGCCCCAUGACCCAACAGCCUGCCAGCAUGCCCAUCUCUGUUCAUCUUACUGGCCACACCCCUUCUUCCUCUGGCCACACCUCCAGCCCACCACUGCCCUCUCAAGGCACAUCCACUGGACCGGCCGGGGACCAAGGAAUGAUCGCUUCCGGAAUCGCACAUGGCUUUUCCCAUUUGCACAUGCAGGCCUCGGCCACGCAGCACCACCAAACCCACGUGCAUCACUCUGGGCACGCCUCUAAUACGAGCCACGUCUCCUCACACCAGUCCGUGCCAUCGUCUCUCUUGCCGUCUCCCCCGGCUCUUUUUAAAAGUGAGCCAAUAAACCACUGCGCCCAUGAGGACGUGUACCUGAGGCCAGGCUCCACACAGCAGCACUAAAAAUAACCACACGGAUUCCGGUUGUUCACACACACAGAUCGCUUGUUCAGGGGUGUAUGAGGAAAGCAAAACAUUUGUGUGUGUGUGUGUGUGUGUGUGUGUGUGUGUGUGUGUGUCUGUUGUAGAGAGGGAUAUAUACGUAACUGCUGACUGUGCAUUAACUUGCAGGGAAGCGAUCAUGUGAUCAGAGAGGACGUUUAAGGCCGGUGACCUCAGUGAACUUUUUUCUUCUUUGCGAAUAAUAUAAGCAUUAUUUUACACCUCAUAUACUGAUAAUUAAACAAAUUCCACUUGCAUCAUAAUGAUGAAAACAUGCCACUGUAUGUGAGUCGGCAUACUUUCAGUUUCUUUCUUUCUUCCUCUGUCUCUCACCUAUUUCUCUUUUUGCCUCUGUCCAUUUAUCAUGUUCUCGCUCUUACACCCUCCUUCACUUUUUCAUCCCUUCUCUCUCUCUCUCUCUCUCUCUCUCUCUCUCUCUCUCGCUCUCUCUCUCUCUCUCUCUCUCUCUCUUUCUCUCUUCUUGUGCAUACUGUCCUUCUCUCACAAUCUCUCCCAGCAUGCAAUCUUUCAAAUCUUUAUCUCCCUCAUUCUUUUAUACACACAUCUCUGUUUCUCUGCACUGUUUUUGGCCCCUUUCCUUUUUCCUCAUCACUUUGUCUCUGGCCCCUUUGUCUCAGUCUCUCGCCCUUUUCGUCUCUCGUAACGUAUCCAGCUGCUGCUGCCAGGGUUUUACGGGUUCAACACAAUUACUUGUAAAAGCUCUAAAUUCACUUCUGAAUAAUGCAGUUUAGCCUUCUUUAUAUGGAAGUACACAUCUGACAUAAACACUUGUAUGUGUACGUGUACGUCACUUACACACGCAGACUUUCGGGCACUUAAACUCAUAAAUAAUGUAACACACUCGCGAGUGUGCUUAUUUUAUGGUGGUAAAAUUGAUUGUGCGCUAUAUAUAAUUUUUUUUUUUUGUACCGACGGCUUUGGGAGUGUAUGUUCUAAAGCCAGACUCGUAGAUGUAUUCAGGCAAAAAAAAAAAAAUGUUAAGGUGAAAAGAGACUGUUGAGAAACGACGGUGUGUUCAGUCAAGAAGCUUUUAGAGAGUCUUAACGGGACUUUAAAAAAAAAAAAAGUAAUUAAUUAAUUCUCUUCUGUAUGAUCUAACCCACUUACCACAUAUUAUUUGUAAACAUUACUGUUUUUAAGAGGAAUUUUUAUGUGUGUGUGUGUGUGUGUGUGUGUGUGUGUGUGUGUGUGUAUAUAUGUAUGUGUGUGUUAAUGGGCUUAAAAAGAGGUUUAUUUUGUAUUUGUUAAUCCAGACGAAUGUGCAUUUAGGGUGCUGUGAUGUGCGGCAGUGAGUGUGUGACUGUACUUUUGACUGUUGUUACACCUCGGGAGGUGCUGGUAUUGAAAGCUGCUUCUCUCUCUUCUCUGUGUGUGCGUGUACAAAGUCUACUUUGUUGAUCCGUUCUCUGCACUUUACUGCUGCAUUACAGAUUUGAACUGAAACUGACAAGACUUUGUUAAUUAUGUCAAGCGUGUGUGUGUGUGUGUGUGUGUGUGUGUGUGUGUGUGUCUGUGUGUGUGUGUGUGUGUACGUCUAAGUGUGUAUGUGGGUGAAAUGGUCAGCUUGUGGAAAAGGAGGAAAAUCACAUCUGAAGCUGGACCUCGAUUUUAACUAUCGAAGUACUUCAUUUAUUAUAUCCUUUUAUUCGAUUUUAUCAUCCUUCUUUAGUCUGACAGGUGGAGCUGUUUGCUCGUUAUGUCUAAUCUCUCCGGUUAUGUUGUUUGUUUGUUUUUUUUUUCCCCCUCCUUUUCUUUUGGUUGAUGGAAUGCACUUUCUACUUAAACCUUUCUAGCUAAGAAAUAAGCAGACCAUGUUUAAUGUACAUGCGAUUCAAACAGAGGACUACUAUGUUUCUACCCCUGAACUGUAGCAGUGCUCGAUUCGAACCUCUGUACGGUACUCAGAUGUGCGGCUUUGCUCACUUCCAACUUUGUUUUUUGUUUUUGUUUUUUGGAUUGUGUAGAGGAUGACUGACAUGUAUUACUCACAGGCCUUUUUUUUAUAAUGCUCAUUUAACAUACUUUCUUAGGACUAGGAAGUAAAACAUUUGAAAUUUGAA
Messenger RNA from Silurus meridionalis, 4596 nucleotides. RefSeq names its product zinc finger protein 652 (gene znf652). The coding region runs from base 566 to 2476 and encodes 636 amino acids. Gene Ontology annotation, cellular component: nucleus. NCBI's taxonomy places the organism in Eukaryota, Metazoa, Chordata, Actinopteri, Siluriformes, Siluridae. The transcript has 6 exons. Gene Ontology annotation, biological process: regulation of transcription by RNA polymerase II. The record is from RefSeq and is a predicted model, not a curated record. Gene Ontology annotation, molecular function: RNA polymerase II cis-regulatory region sequence-specific DNA binding; DNA-binding transcription activator activity, RNA polymerase II-specific.